This is a messenger RNA of Scatophagus argus, 8497 nucleotides long. RefSeq names its product MAP-kinase activating death domain (gene madd). Gene Ontology annotation, molecular function: guanyl-nucleotide exchange factor activity. Gene Ontology annotation, biological process: regulation of Rab protein signal transduction; regulation of apoptotic process. The transcript has 36 exons. NCBI's taxonomy places the organism in Eukaryota, Metazoa, Chordata, Actinopteri, Scatophagidae. Gene Ontology annotation, cellular component: cytosol. Bases 613 to 5634 code for a protein of 1673 amino acids. The record is from RefSeq and is a predicted model, not a curated record.
AACAUCGUAAAAUACUGCAAACCGUUCAGACUGGUGAUUGAGUGAACUACUGCUACAGACACACUAACGUCAGUCCACUUGGGAACACAAAGGGGCUUUCGUCAGGCUUGUUUUGUCGCUUCCGUUAGGACGGACUCGGAGUAUGCGGAACUCCUUGCAGACGGAUGAUGAUGAAGAGGAUGUUGUGAAGGCAGGUUGUAACAGACCGAGGCAGCGCUCAACGAGCGCGGAGGCUUACACACAGUCCGCAUCGUUUCUUAGACGGAGAAGCGAGCCUUUUCAGCCGUCGUCCUUGGUCAAUGUUUCCCAUGAAACACCGUAUUCUGAAAGACAGAAGGGCGAAUUCAGACCAACAGCGCUACCCCCUCUCACCGAGACCGAAGAGAGCACCCACCACCCAGGCCGUCAUCAGCAGCUGGCUUGGCAGCGAACGUUAGCGGCUAAUCGGCUAAUGUAAGCAGGUUUGACCCUUUCUUUUUGAACCAUCACAAUGGUGAUGGCGUGUUUCACAUUUAUGCCUGAGAUUUCCCAGUUGUGAUGGAAAGGCACCAGUGACUCAAGAGGGAACAUAAAUCCUGGAUGCCGUGACGUACAGGACGUGGGCAGUCCAAGAUGGAGAAAAAGAAAAUGUGCCCUCGUCUGCUUGACUACCUGGUGGUGGUCGGAGCAAGGCAACCAAGUAGUGACAGUGUGGCCCAGACACCACAGCUCCUUCGCCGCUACCCGCUGGAGGACCACCACGACUUCCCGCUCCCACCAGACGUGGUGUUCUUCUGCCAACCAGAAGGCUGCCUGAGUAUACGCCAGCGCAGGGUUAGCCUUCGCGACGACUCCUCCUUUGUUUUCACACUAACCGACAAGGACUCCGGGAUCACCCGCUACGGAAUCUGUGUCAACUUCUACCGCUCUUUUCAACGAGGACAUCACCGCACCCGUGGGGACAAGAGCGGCCAUUCGGAGACAGCAGCAAAGGCGGCGGAGACUGCCAGCGAAGGGUCGGAUGGCAGCGGCGGGGGCCCACCCUCCGCGUUAUCGCCGCCUAACAGUGCUGAGUCAGCGCCUCCACCUGCCUCUGGAGAAGAGAGCAGCGAACAACCAGGUCCCGAGCUAAAUGCUGGCAAAUCCCCACAGCACAGACGAAGUGCUGCCAAGAUGGCAGCCAGGAACCGCAACAGCACGCUGACCUCGCUGUGCGUACUCAGCCACUACCCCUUCUUCUCCACCUUCAGGGAAUGCUUAUAUAUUCUCAAGAGGCUGGUGGAUUGCUGCAGUCAGAGGCUGACUCAGCGAGCUGGGCUACCUCGCGCCACCCAGAGGGACACCAUGUGGCGGGUGUUCACAGGGGCGCUGUCGGUGGAGGAGAAAGGCAGCCAGCUGCUGGCUGACCUGCGGGAAAUUGAGUCCUGGAUUUACCGGUUGCUGCGUUCACCGGUGCCAGUGGCGGGUCAGAGGCGUGUGGAUGUGGAAGUCUUACCCCAUGAACUCAAACGGCCUCUCACCUUUGCUUUGCCUGACAACUCUCGCUUCUCCAUGGUCGACUUCCCCUUGCACCUGCCCCUAGAGCUGCUGGGCGUGGACGCCUGUCUGCAGGUCCUCAGCUGUGUCUUGCUAGAGCACAAGGUCAUUCUUCAAUCCAGGGAUUACAAUGCUUUGUCUAUGAGCGUCAUGGCCUUUGUGGCCAUGAUCUACCCUCUGGAGUACAUGUUUCCCGUCAUCCCCUUACUGCCAACAUGCAUGGCCUCUGCUGAACAGCUCCUUCUUGCUCCCACUCCUUACAUUAUAGGUGUGCCAGCCAGCUUCUUCCUCUACAAAUCUGAUUUCAAAAUGCCAGAUGAUGUGUGGCUUGUAGACCUUGACAGCAGCAAGGUUGUAGCACCCACCAAUGCAGAGAUUCUACCACCUCUUCCAGAGCCUGAAGCAGGCGAGCUUAAGAAGCACCUGAAGCAGUGUCUGGUUAGGUUGACCGUGAUCACCCAAAAGCAGAUCUUCUCCUCUGAAAAUAAGGCCUUGGCCAGUAUGAGUUUGAACACCCAGCCCAUUCUGAACCUGGAGAAGUUCCAGGAAGGUCAGGAGAUGCCCCUGCUGCCACCUGGGCGAGAUAAAGCUUCACCGUCCUCCACAGAGUUCAACCCUCUAAUUUACGGCAACGACGUUGACUCUGUGGAUGUAGCCACCAGGGUUGCCAUGGUACGGUUCUUCAACUCCCCUAAUGUUCUCCAGGGGUUUCAGAUGCACACUCGGACCUUGCGCCUCUUCCCUCGGCCCGUGGUGGCUUUUCAGUCAUCUUCUUUUCUUGCAUCUCGACCACGACGCAGUGGCUUUGCAGAUAAACUUUCUCACACCCAAGCAGUGGAGUUCUAUGGAGAAUGGGCCCUCAAUCCCUCCAACCUGGCCUUUCAGAGGAUACAUAACAAUGUGUUUGAUCCCUCCCUAAUUGGAGACAAGCCCAAGUGGUAUGCUCACCAGCUACAGCCAGUAGUCUACCGAGUGUAUGACGGCAGCUCCCAGCUGGUUGAAGCUAUGGCUGGUCCCUUGGAGGAUGAGGGCAAUGAAUCUGACCCCACAGACAGUGGUAGUGACAGUGAGGCGUACGAUGACUCCAGCUCAUCUUAUUCCUCACUUGGAGACCUUGUGAGUGAGAUGAUCCAGGGUGACAUCCAGGGCGACACAACAAGCUUGGACCCGCCUACCCAUGCCGCACUGGGAGAUGCUAGUGAGGUUGAGUUUCAAGACUUCAGGGAGGACUUCAGGGAGGGUCCUGGCUCGGAUGGUCCACCCAUCGGGGACGGACCUGCCGAACCCUCUGAUGGACAGCCUCUUCGCUCCAGCUCCAGUACAACUGCAAGCUCAAGUCCCAGCACAAUCAUCCAGGGAGUCAACCAUGAGCAGGGGGAAGCUCCUGAAAUUGAAGCAUCAGCAAGUGCUGCCUUGCAGAACCCGGUCCCCGCUUUGGGUAGUCAACCAUUUCUCAGACCUCCAGCCGACGCUGGCCUGGUGGACGCAGCCAACAAAAAACAAGAGUACGACAACCCAUAUUUUGAGCCUCAAUACGGUUUCCCCUCGGAGGAUGACCCUGAUGCAGAAGAACAAGUGGAGUCAUACACCCCUCGAUUCAACCAGAACCUCAAUGGCAACAAGGCACAGCGUCCAUUACGUCCAAGCAGCCUGAGGCUUCCAGGAGAAUCUGAUGGGGAGGGAGACUCCCGCACCAGCUCGCCAAACUCCACCAUUUCCAACAGCAGCAAUGAUGGAUUUGGAGGGCUCAUGUCUUUUGCCAGCAAUCUUUACAAGAACCACGGCACCAGUUUCAGUCUGUCCAAUCUUGCGCUUCCCAACAAGGCUGCGAGGGACAAAGCAACACCUUUCCCCAGUCUAAAAGGUGCACGCGCACCUCGAGCGCUCGUGGACCAGAAGUCUUCGGUAAUCAAGCACAGUCCGACAGUGAAGAGAGAAUCGCCCUCUCCUCAGGGUCGAGUCAAUAACACGAGUGAGAACCAGCAGUUCUUGAAGGAAGUGGUGCAGAGCGUUCUGGAUGGUCAGGGCGUCGGCUGGCUCAACAUGAAGAAAGUGCGCCGCCUGUUGGAGAACGAGCAGCUUCGCGUCUUUGUGCUGAGUAAGCUGAACAGAGCCAUCCAGUCAGAGGAAGAUGCCAGACAGGAGAUCAUACGUGAUGUGGAGGUGAGCAGAAAGGUGUACAAAGGCAUGCUGGACAUCUUGAAGUGCACGGUUUCCAGUCUGGAGCACUCUUACACUAAUGCAGGCCUCGGAGGAAUGGCCAGUGUCUUCAGCUUAUUGGAAAUAGCGCGCACACAUUAUCAAACCAAAGACCCAGAAAAACGCAAGCGAAGCCCCACAGACAGUGCUGGCAGCCCGGGGAGUAAAGAGAGUCCUUCUGCUCAUAUGGAGACUGCCAGACCUCAGGGCCUUCUAAAUGUUCCCCACCUGCAGCUGCCGCACCACACAACGGGCAAAGGAGCCCGCCAUUUUGAUACCCGGAGUCUGAAUGAGGAGAACUUUAUUGCCUCGAUUGAAUUGUGGAGCAAGCACCAGGAUAAGCAAAAAGCUAUGGAAAAACCACAGAGGUCUGAAGGCGCAAAGCAGCAGCGCCCCCAAGUGGCUGAUGCAGAGGAGAAGAAGUCACAGAUCAGUGCUGACAGUGGCCUCAGUGUCACAUCUGGAUCUCAGAAGAGCGACACAGAGUCUGUAACGAGCUCUGAACCACCAAUCCUGACAAGAAGCACCAGCCAGGACUCUGAGGCCAGCACAGUGAUAAGCAAUAGCUCUGGAGAGACUCUUGGAGCUGACAGUGACCUGAGCAGCACAGCAGGAGACGGUCCUGGUGGGAGAGUCGCUCCUCACUUAAACCAGUCCAGAGGGACUCUGUCAGACAGUGAGAUUGAAACCAAUCCAGCCACCAGCACAGUGUUUGGAAAGACCCACACUCUCAAAGCAAAUGCAAAAGAUCAUGUGCCGAGUAUGGCAAAGGGGCCAGCUGCACAGCCCGUGGAGGACAUGAGUACGAGGAUUUACCUUUGUGAAGGCCUGCUGGGCCGCGAUAAGAGCUCCGUUUGGGAUCAACUAGAGGAUGCUGCCAUGGAAACCUUUUCUUUAAGUAAGGAGCGCUCCACACUCUGGGACCAGAUGCAGUUCUGGGAGGACGCCUUCCUAGAUGCUGUGAUGUUGGAGCGUGAGGGCAUGGGUAUGGACCAGGGACCCCAGGAGAUGAUUGAAAGAUACUUGUCAUUAGGAGAACAUGACCGCAAGCGUCUGGAGGACGAUGAAGACAGACUUCUGGCCACCCUGCUGCACAACAUGAUUGCAUACAUGCUAAUGAUGAAAUUGAACAAAAAUGACAUCAGGAAGAAAGUGAGGCGUCUGAUGGGGAAGUCCCACAUUGGCCUCACAUACAGCCAAGAGAUCAAUGAGAUGCUGGACAAACUGGUCACCAUGAACGGCCGUGAGCUGCCUAUCAGGCCCAGUGGAAGCCGCCACAUCAAGAAGCAAACAUUUGUCGUACACGCCGGCACUGAUACUACAGGAGACAUCUUUUUCAUGGAGGUUUGUGAUGACUGCAUAGUCCUGCGCAGCAACAUCGGCACAGUUUACGAGCGCUGGUGGUACGAGAAGCUAAUCAACAUGACUUACUGCCCCAAGACCAAGGUGCUGUGUCUCUGGAGACGCAACGGCCAAGAGACGCAGCUCAAUAAGUUCUAUACCAAAAAGUGUCGUGAGCUGUACUACUGUGUCAAAGACAGUAUGGAAAGAGCAGCAGCAAGACAGCAAAGCAUUAAACCAGGUCCGGAGCUGGGGGGAGAGUUCCCCGUCCAGGACAUGAAAACUGGUGAAGGUGGACUCCUGCAGGUCACCUUGGAAGGAAUCAACCUUAAAUUCAUGCACAGCCAGGUUUUCAUAGAGCUGAGUCACAUUAAAAAGUGCAAUACAGUGAAGGGAGUCUUUGUCCUGGAGGAAUUUGUUCCUGAAACUAAAGAAGUGGUGAUCCACAAGUACAAGACCCCCAUGGCACAUCAGAUCUGUUACUCGGUCCUCUGUCUUUUCUCCUACGUGGCGGCAGUGAAGGGGAAGGAGGCGGAAGGAAAACCCAAGAUUCUGUCACCGAGACCCCUUCCUAGCUAGUCCACACCCGCACCCUCCCCUCCCCUCCUCGCCCUCUUGGUGUGCCUCUCUACUUGAAAUGGCAUCUCAGCUCUAAAACCACAGACUUCUGACAAUCCCUAACUUUACUCUAAGCACACGAUCUCCGCUCCCUCCUCCUGUAUAUACAAGCCUGAGACCCUUUUUCGACCCUGUUGUGUAGACGUGUUUGGUGUGUGAAGUCAUGUAAAUACUUCUGAUCCCUCGUUGCUGUCGUCCUGAUGAUCAUACCAACUAGCUAAAUGUUUGCCUGCUCCUUAACUUGGGGGAAGCGACUCGCCUCGAGCUCCUCUCCUCAGUGUGAAAGUCUUCUACUGUUCCCGCUGCCAAGAACCAGCUGUUUUUACCGAUGGGGGCAGGGGGGAGGGGCGUGAGGGGCUAGCCCCGAGGCCAGAGUGCAUGCAGGUCCCGUGCACAGCCUCGACAAUUCACUACAGAGUAGCUUCCCGCCUCCUGCCUGUCACCAUACGACUGUGUGAGUUAUUCUGUGGUAUGUGGUUACUGUAAAAGUUCCAGUCUGUCCAAGCUGAAUCUGGUGAAACAUCCAGAGACCCUCUUGUAGUGCAGGACAUCCCCUAAAAUGCUACUGUAUACUGCACCGGAGCACCGCAUGUAAACGCUUCUUAAAAGUGUUUGAACCCUACAAUAAUGUGAGUGUUCUCAGAUGUGUUCUCUUGCCCGAUAUCGGCCCCCCCGGGCUGAAUUACUGUUCUAGUUCUACUGUAAAACUUCUCGUCUGUGGUCUGUGUUAUCACUUGCAUGUUAAUAUGAGGAUGAAAAAUAAAUAUUAUAUAUAUUUCUAUAUAUAGUAUUUAUUUAAUAUAUACAUAUAUUGACUGUACAUUUCUCUGGAAAAAAAAAAUGUUACAAAUUGUUAAUUUGCUAGAUGUGCAAUACUUAAUAAGUAGUUAGCCAUUGCCAGAGCCAGGUUUUCUUAAGUUAACUGGCGUUCACAGGGUGAAGAAUGUAAGAAUAACUUUUUUUUCUAUAGUACAUAUUGAUUGAAGUGAAUAUGAUGACUUAAGUUUGACUUGACUGUUUUAAAAUUUGUCUUUUGAACUCCCGAGCGCUUACGGCCAAGAAACGGCUGCUGUGUUGCUCUCUGGGGGAGAAACUUUGCACUCAGGCCACACCCCCAAUUGGUGAUGUCACCGCAGGUGUUUUCAUACAACAGCAGGCGGUCGAGAUGCUGUGGUGAACUUCUGUGUGUUGGCAGAAAUGGUAAAGUACCUUUUUUCGUUUAAAUUCAGCCGCUACACAUCACGUGAAAUGCAAAUUUGAGCAUCUGGUUGACGAACUGAGAAGAAACCGAACCCGCCUGGUGUUACACCAUCGUGUCCAGUUAUGGUUCCCACACCCAAAGUUCAGGGAAGAUAAUUACUGUUACAACACUAAGACUUCUUCACAAUAAGAAAGAGAGCGAGAGGCUCGGACAUGUGGACACUUCUCAGUCUGAAGAUUAGCCUAAUAGUUGCCUAAUAUCUGCAGGAGACGCAUGUAGACAGCAGAACAUAGCCUGUGUGCUAAUGUUAUGUUUUAAAAUAAACUAUUUAGAUUUACAGACACAAACUUUUAAGGAUUUGGAGGACCAGUACCAAUUUGUGACUGCAGGGGGCGCUGUUUAUGUUUAUGUGGUUGCUUCUCCUAUUGUUAUUCAAAGUCUUUAAAACUGGUCAGGUUUUCCACUUAAAGGAGCAGCACGUGUUGAAGCUGUCAUCAGCCGUGCAUCCAAAUAUUGUCACAUAAACUGAUUGGGUAAAUUUCCCACAAAGAGGCAACUCCCAGAAAUGUUCAGCCAUUUUACUCGUACGUCAAAACUACUUUAAACUCCGCAUGUUCCUAACAGUUUGACCCCAGUGUCCAUGCAACAAUGCCUCUUGAGGUCCUACCAGAGCAGAAACUAGUGAUUCGUUUCAUAAUUGGUUGAUCGUUUGCUCGUAAAAGAGUUAAAACCACCUACUGUAAGUUCCCAGAGCUCCAAGCUGACUUACUAAAACUUGUCUGAGCUAAAGUACAAAAUCAAAAGUUAUUCUGUUGCCUGUCAAAAAAAAAAAACCCUGCAAAAAUAUACGUUUGAGAAGGAAUUUUUGCCCCAAAAAAAAGGACUUUAAUGUUAAGUUCUUUUUGGUGGUGUAACACCGGCGCCAUUUGGUUUGGAGUGAACUCCAUGAGAAGCCAAGGAGAUGCACCUGUUCUCACAGCACAGGUGCGGUUCUGUGACCAAAGUACAGCAUCCUCCGCGCUCACAGCAGCAGUUUUCUGCCCCGUGUUGACCCGUUCGGAUGUGUUGAAGCCUACAGCUGUGGUCACCUGCUCCCAGAGGAGGCCGUCGAGUCUUAAUGUAUUUUCUGUUCUGUGGUGGUAAAGAGCGGCUGAGCGUGAUCCCCAUCGCCGGCCUGUUAACUUUCACAGUGAAGCGCGUGUGUGUGUUUGUUGUGUGGACGUGCGUUCAUGUGGUCGACAGUUUCUCUCCAGAUCAGCAAUAUAUCGGUACAGCUAUAUCACUGGAUUAUUAUAAUUUUUUUUUGACAUGCUUGUAACUGUGCAAAGGAAGAGAAUCAGUAGGAUACUCAGAACGUGCUGUUCCAUUGCAGAACUCGAAAUGGCUCCUAAUUUGGUUUGGUUGGUGAGAAUAGUAUGCAGUUCAUUGUGCGUAAGGUAAAAGGACUUUUUGUUUUUUAAAUACACUGGAUUAUUACAAGUCAUCUCCGUCAUUGUACUAGCCAUUUGCUGUAAGGAGAGGGAAUAAAUGAAAUGAGAUGCCAGGUGUAAGUACUCCAGUAUUUGAAAUGUAUUUAUAGAAUAUGUACAGCUUUGGCAAUAUAAUAAAGUUGUCGCAAACACA